Molecule: messenger RNA, 7598 nt
Organism: Coregonus sp. 'balchen'
Lineage: Eukaryota; Metazoa; Chordata; Actinopteri; Salmoniformes; Salmonidae
Source: the annotation of a GenBank genome assembly
AAACCCACUGCCCUGGACCUGCUGCGGGGGACACAGACUGGGAGAAGGAGGAGAGAGGGGAAGAAGAGGACCAGCACCAGGUCAGGAAAGAGACUCGAGCGGCGCUUCCGAGGAGCCAUGAGGACGGCCAGGCGGGCCAGCACCGUGGAGGUGCCCUCCUUCCUCCGCCAGCUAGCCAAGGAGACAGAGAAGAUGGUCACCUUCUUCUUUAAGGGGGGACAGGGAGAUGGCCAGGAGGGGAACGAAGAGGACUUCAGUGAUGAGGAUAACGGGCCGAGUGUCUACCUGGACCGACCCAUUCUGGAGAAACACGUGGCCGAGGGGAGGUCUCAGUGGGGGGUGAACUAUGCAACGGCCAGCAUGCAGGGCUGGAGGGCGCAGAUGGAGGACGCCCACGCCUGCAUGCCGGAGAUGGGAGGGGAGCUGGCGGAGUGGGGCUACUAUGCUGUGUUUGAUGGACACGCUGGCAACACGGUGGCACAGUACUGCUCCCGCAACCUGCUGCAACACAUCCUCGAUACAGGUACCAAAUUUGGCCGCGCACUUUGACUAACUGAUUUAUAUAAUUGUCGGCAGCCUAGUUUAUUUUCACUUGAAGGGAAUAUGUGCAAGCAUUUAUUUGGGCAAGUAGGGAAGCAUUUUACAACACCUAUUUCCAGUGUGCAUUCCACAGACAUACGUAGCUACAGACAUAUUGUUUGAUAGAUCAAUGAACAACGUCUUUGUCUUAGGCAUGGGUGUCUUCCAUUGGCACAAUGACAAGGUGCCGUUGUGCAGUAGGCUAUGUGUAUGCUGUAUGAGGGAGAGUGUAAUCUUGAUCUUGAAUACCAAAGACAAUAUCUCUCUCGGUUUUAUUUAUCAUUCCUAAACAUAAACAUGGUAGCACAACAUGGCUGACAGCUGUUGUUGUUGAAAACCUCUUGAUCUUUGUUCUUGGCCCGAAGUAUGAGAUACUUAAUCUGACACUUGAGCCUACAGUGUAUGCUACUUAACUCAAAACAAAUGUUUAAUCCUAACCUACAUGGCAUUAAUUAAUAAAUUAAUGCCACAAGCAAGACAGACAGAAAGUGACCUCAGAGGAAUACAACAACGCGACCUGAGCUCUGAGAUUUGGGCUCUCGCAGGGCACCAACAGUAGGCAUUUGUCCCCUGGAACCAAGCUGGUAAGGCUGGGGGUCAAAUAAUUGUAUUGUAACUAUGUGUAGUUAUCCUGUAGUUGGCCACACUGUCGUUAACUUCUGCUUAUCGAUUUUAGGCAGCGCGACCUAAUAUGAAUUAGAACGAAAUUAUGUGUAUUUGUCACCUAUAGGUCAGGUCUCUAACCCGCAUUGAUCUCUCCUGCCUCCAGGGCGUGUAAAGGCGGAGGAGCACCCUGAUGAUGUGAAGGAGGGGAUCGUCGAGGGCUUCCUGGCCAUCGACAGCCAUAUGCACACGCUGACGCGCCAGGAAUGCUGGGAGCGCAGCGGCUCCACGGCGGCCGCCGUCAUGCUCUCGCCGCAUUAUGUCUACUUCAUCAACUGUGGCGACUCGCGGACGCUCCUCUGCCGUGACGGCCAGGUCAUCUUCUACACGGAGGACCACAAGCCUUUCAACCCUAGGGAGAAGGAGCGAAUACAGAACGCAGGCGGCUCGGUGACCCAGCAUAGGGUGAACGGCUCCCUGGCCGUGUCCAGGUCCCUGGGAGACUUUGACUUUAAGGAAGUGGACUGGAGGUCCCAGACUGAGCAGCUGGUCUCCCCAGAGCCAGAGGUGUACGAGCUGGAGAGGUCCCCGCAAGACGAGUUCCUCAUAGUGGCUUGUGACGGUGUGUGGGACGCCAUCGGCAACGAGGAGCUGUGUGCGUUCGUCCGCAGCCGCCUGCAGGUGUGCGAUGACCUGAGGGAGAUCUGCAACCAGGUCAUUGACCUCUGCCUCUAUAAGGUCAGUGUAUAAAUGAUCAAAUCACACUACAUGCAGAAUCACACUGAUCCUAAACCUCUACCUCCUCUAUAUGGGUACGUAUGCAUGACCACAGUAUAAACUUCAAAAGGUGUACACUCACACUCACUAAUUGCCAAAGUGAGUAAAUUGCAACAAGGACCAUAACUGGACAUUGUAUGGAAAGUCAGAAGGUGCCAGGGGUGAGAGGGUUAAGAGGACUUUGGCAGUAUCUUCAGGCAAUGAUAUCAUCCCCAGGUCUUGGCUGUCCUCUCCCCUCCUGGAGUCUUGGAGACUAAUACCAUUCUAAUACUCAGUGUUCAGAUCAGUCAGAGGAUUUAACAGCAGGACACAGCCAGGUUGGUACAGCAAGACGGCUUACACUGCACUGCAGGGAGUCUCCUCCAUAGACAAUGGACAUGUUCUAAAUACAGUCUAAAUAUUGCCUUUAAUUCAAGAUUAUUAUUAAUAUUAUUAUUUUUAUCAUGGAGUCAUUCUGAGACCAGGGUCUCUUUUACAGACGAGCCCUGAAUUACAUAAAUUACAGAAAAUACACACAUCAAAAUGUAAAUACAAAAUGCAAGCAGAAAGAAAAACAGUCAUAAAAAAAAAAACAUUCAUCAGUAAUAAGGUCCUCAAUCAGCUUUCUGAAUUGCCCUAGAGGCACCAAAACAUCAAAUGUAAGAACAUUUUCAAGAUUUUUCCACAAAUUAGGUGCAAGAAAACUAAAAGCUGAUUUACCUAACUCAGUAGAGACCAAAGGAAUUUCCAGAGUUAGCCAUCCCUGGGACUGGGUGUGGUAACUUGUAUGUCUAAAGUUUAGUAAAUAUGUUAGGUACAGUGGGACUUUUUGUAAAAUGGCUUUAUAAAUGAAAAAAUAGCAAUGUAUCAACCUAAGUGACAUCAAAGAGAUCCAACUUUCUGGUAGAGAAUGCAGUGAUGAGUACUAAAAUUGUCGCCCGUAAUAAAGUGCAGUGCGCUAUGAUAAACUGCAUCUAACGGCUUUAAUGAAGUGGCAGCUGCAUUCAUAUAGAUGAUGUCGCAAUACUCUAGGACCAAUAGGAACGUCGACUGAAUAAUCUGCUUUCUACUAUUUAGCGAGACGCAGGACCUAUUUCUAUAGAAGAAGCCCAUUUCUAUUCUCAGCUUCUUAACUAACUCAUCAAUAUGCUUUUUAAAAGACAUCCUUUCAUCUAUCCAGAUGCCCAGAUAUUUCUAAGCAGGGACAAGAUCAAUAUGGACACCAUCCAAAGUACAUAUUCUUAAAUCAGAGUUAUUUAUAUGCGCUCUACACUCUUUGAAAAAAGGGUUCCAAACAUGUUAUUUUUGGUUCCAGGUAGAACCCUUUUUGGUUCCGGGUAGAACUCUUUUGGGUUCCAUGUAGAACUCUCAGUGUAAAAUAUUCUACAUGGAACUCAAAAGGGUUCUACCUGGAACCAAAAAGGUUUUUUCAAAGGGUUCUCCUAUGGGGACAGCCAAAUAACCCUUUUAGGUUCUAGAUAGCACCUUCUAAGAGUGUAGAGAACAAUAUAUACUUCGUUUUACCUGCGUUCAAUACUAAUUUCAGGUCAAUAAAGUUUGUUCUGUAAUACAAUGAAUGCCGACUGUAGUUCAGAUAGAGCCUGGUCAACCGUGGGGGCAAUAGCAUACACAACAGUAUCAUCGGCAUACAGUGCAGGUUACACUUUUUUUUUUACAGACAAGUCGAUAUUGUUAAAUGUAAACAGUAAAAAGUACAGGACCCUGAAUCGACCCCUGCAAGGCACCUUUCGUAAUAUCCAGAAAACCUGAUUUAACACCAUCAGUAGAUACACAUUGAGUUCUAUCUAUCACAUGAUCUUUAAACCAGUUACAUGCAGCCUGGUCUAGUCCAAUUGAGGAAAACCUCCGAAUUAGCAGUGAGUGAUCAACAGUAUCGAAAGCAUUUGACAGGUCAAUGAAUAGGGCAGCAUCCAUACAUUUAACCACAUCAUUUAUAACUAGGGAUGCAGCAGAGAUAGUGCUAUGGCCUGGUCUAAAACCCGACUGAUGUACAUUUUAGAACACAUUUCAAAGAUUAAAAAAAGAUCUUAGCUGAGAAUUAAUCAAGGAUUCUAAUAUGUUAGCUCGGCAAGAAAGUUUAGAAAUAGGGCGAUAAUUAUUUAGGUCACAAGGGUCACCACCUUUGUGAAGGGGGAGUACAUGAUGGCACUCAGCACUGGACAGGGUGUGUGUUGAAGGGCCUACAUCAUUACAUACCUAAUGUACCAAGCAUUAUGUAAGCAGUUAUCUUAUUCAGGUCUGCUUAUGUUGGUUAGGACUUACAAUGGCACGUCCUGUACCUGUCCUCUAAAUAGCAGGAUUAUGAGAGGGAGCUAUAGAGAGAGGGGAGAGACGGAGAGAGGGACAGAGGUGAGGGCAACACAGUGAAGGAUUAUGGGUGAGUGUGUAUGUUAGACUGUCAGGGUCUCAGGGCCACACCAGCUGAGAGCUAGGCCUAUUAACCUGGCCAAGAAGAGCCUCACUUUACCAAUGGCAACAGAACAGGCUUACCUCCUUGGAGUCUGUACUUAAGCUAGAUGGGUUAUGUUGUAGCACACAGUGAACCUAGUUUCUCAGCUCUAUGACAUGACAUCACAAUAACCAAUUAGUCCCCAUAGAGAUCCUAUUAAAUUACUAGAGGGGCUAUGUCAUGAUCCCUCAAAAUUCCAGAAGUGGGUGAAAAUGGCAGCCAUGUUGGUCUAAUAGAAUUAUAUUCAACCUAAAAUACUGUCAUAUAAUUAUAAAUACAAUAUAUGUAAACAAUACAUACAGUGGCUUGAGAAAGUAUUCACCCCCCUUGGCAUUUUUCCUAUUUUGUUGCCUUACAACCUGGAAUUAAAAUGGAUUUUUUGGGGGGUUGUAUCAUUUGAUUUACACAACAUGCCUACCACUUUGAAGAUGCAAAAUAAAAAAAUGUGUGAAACAAUCAAGAAAUAAGACAAAAAAACAGAAAACUUGAGCCUGCAUAACUAUUCACCACCCCAAUGUCAAUACUUUGUAGAGCCACCCUUUGCAGCAUUUACAGCUUCAAGUCUCUUGGGGUAUGUCUAUAUAAGCUUGGCACAUCUAGCCACUGGGAUUUUUGCCCAUUCUUCAAGGCAAAACUGCUCCAGCUCCUUCAAGUUGGAUGGGUUCCGCUGGUAGACAGCAAUCUUUAAGUCAUACCACAGAUUCUCAAUUGGAUUGAGGUCUGGGCUUUGACUAAGCCAUUCCAAGACAUUUAAAUGUUUCCCCUUAAACUACUCAAGUGUUGCUUUAGCAGUAUGCUUAGGGUCAUUACCAUGCUGGAAGGUGAACCUCCGUCCCAGUCUCAAAUCUCUGGAAGACUGAAACAGGUUUCCCUCAAGAAUUUCCCUGAAUUUAGCGCCAUCCAUCAUUCCUUCAAUUCUGACCAGUUUCCCAGUCCCUGCCACCACCAUGCUUCACUGUGGGGAUGGUGUUCUCGGGGUGAUGAGAGGACAGGUGUACUGUAUAUAUACUGAGAUCAUGUGACAGAUCAUGUGACACUUAGAUUGCACACAGGUGGACUUUAUUUAACUAAUUAUGUGACUUCUGAGGGUAAUUGGUUGCACCAGAUCUUAUUUAGGGGCUUCAUAGCAAAGGGGGUGAAUACAUAUGUACGCACCACUUUUCCGUUAUUGAUUCUUUUUUUUUUUUUUUAAACAAGUACUUUUUUUCAUUUCACUUCACCAAUUUGGACUAUUUUGUGUAUGUCCAUUACAUGAAAUCCAAAUAAAAAUCCAUUUAAAUUACAGGUUGUAAUGCAACAAAAUAGGAAAAAUGCCAAGGGGGAUGAAUACUCUAGUGGCAGUGCUAACUGUGCCACUAGAGAUCCUGGUUCGAAUCCAGGCUCUGUCGCAGCCGGCCGCGACCGGGAGACUCAUGGGCGGCGCACAAUUGGCCCAGCGUCGUCCAGGGUAGGGGAGGGAAUGGCCGGCAGGGAUGUAGCUCAGUUGAUAGAGCAUGGCGUUUGCAACGCCAGGGUUGUGGGUUCGAUUCCCACGGGGGGCCAGUAUUUAAAAAAAAAUAUGUAUUCACUAACUGUAAGUCGCUCUGGAUAAGAGCGUCUGCUAAAUGACUAAAAUGUAAAUGCAAGGCACUGUAAAUGUGUCAUAUUUAGUUUUUAGCUAUUAUAUGUUACAAUAUCAGUACUUGUUUAAUUUACAACUUGUGUAAGACCUAUCAUCAACUGAUUUGAGCCAGUGUAUGGCUGGGAUUGAAUGGGAUAUUGGCAUAUUAAUUAAUGGAAUCACUCCUCUAAAACUGGCUGGCUAGCUAGCUAACACACAUACAGUGCAGAUAAAUUCUUCACAUCCGUUGUUUUACACAAUAUCUAAUCACAGCACAGGCAAACCAUGGCUGAACUUUGGACCAUCAUUACAUUUUAGCCAUUUAUUAUCCAUAGCGACUUACAGGAUAAGUUUCAUAAGAUGGUUCAUGUCCAUUCUAGUAUUCUAAUUCCUAAUUCUAUGUCCCACUGUUCCAUUGUGACCUGUUUCCAAAAUUCACAUUUCUGCUCUCUGUCAGUACACAAUUAUGACAUCACAAUAUCCCUCCAUCUGCAGUGUCAUGUAAAAAUAUUCCCAGCUUAGAAGAUCUUUACAUGACAGAGACUUCAUAGUCCUGUUCUCCAUUGUGAUGUCAUAAUGACACUUAUUUUCUUCUUUGUUCACAUUAUCAUUAAGCAAGCAAAGAAUAUUCCUCAUCAUCAUAUUAUUCCUCAAGUAAACUUCAAUAUCAAGUGGCAGCAUUAUGUCAGCUUUCUUUCAUGGCAUUUCAUUUAGCUUUUCAAUGUUUGGGGUUACAAAUUACAUUAUUGAAAUGAAUCAUAUGCCAAGAAACAGUGUUUCUUAUUAGAAUUGUGCCUAUAUCUUUGUCGCCCCCUACAGGGUAGUUUGGACAACAUGAGCAUCAUCAUCGUGACCUUCCCUGGCGCACCCCAGGUGUCACAAGAGGCCCUACAAAAAGAGGCCGAGCUAGAGACACUCCUCGAGGCCAAAGUGGAAGGUAGGUCUUUUGAUGGGCUUGAGUUGCGAUGAAGCUUACAUGAAUAGAUGUGUGUCAUGACGGUGAUGCACACAACAUCAUAUGUCCAGUGUGUGUGAUUGUGUGUGUGAGUGAGGGAGUGAGUGAGCAGCUCUAAACCAUCUUGGCUUGGUCUCACUCACAAUAGGCUUUCAUAUGAAUAUGACAUCACAACAAAAUGAAACUUGAUAACAAUAACAAGAGCUCUGAGACAAUGGCAGCUUAAUUCUCCCCUCUGAUGACAGUAACCGAUCAUUACAUCACUCUCUCCCUUUCACUCUGUCUGUGUGUGUAGAGAUUGUCAACUUGCUAAAGUCGCAGGACAAGGACCCUGACCUGCUGUACGUGAUGAAGUUUCUGGUCUCUGAGAACAUACCUGGCCUGCCACCAGGGGGAGGAGUCACCAGCAAGUAAGUCCCUCACUCACACGACUCACCAGUCAGAGUUCAAAAAGCGACACAGAGGCCUAGAUGUGUGUGAAUGAAUAGGAGUGAUUUUUUAUAUUAAAUGUUCAUAAUUUAUCAUAACUUGUUCUCUUUUUCCUUUGCAGAAGAGACUGUGUCAUCUCUGCAUAUCAGAAGUUUGUAACGGCCUUCAGUUCUCUGGAACCAAUGUUAGGAGACGACCAAACAUAG